Protopolystoma xenopodis is the source of this 276-nucleotide messenger RNA. Lineage: Eukaryota; Metazoa; Platyhelminthes; Monogenea; Polystomatidea; Polystomatidae. The record is from the annotation of a GenBank genome assembly.
AUGCCAUUUAAUGUAGAUAAUAAGGUGCGUUUCAUUCAUCCUCCUCCCUACCGCUUCAUCACCCCGUCACGAAUGCCAAUAGAUCUUCGUCUGCACAAUAGACCAUUACUGGAACGCUGUCUCUCCGUCGUCCAGGAACUUCGGGGCCCGGCCAAACUAGGCUGGUUUCAAGAGUUUAAGGAGCAACUUAUCAAGCGACUCCGAGGUAAGACCUCUACUUUGAUAUUCGCCUUGAAUCCCGACAAUAUUGGAUGGCAUUCCGUAGAUGGCUUUUAA